Messenger RNA from Mangifera indica (mango), 2281 nucleotides. RefSeq lists its product as uncharacterized. Bases 61 to 1968 code for a protein of 635 amino acids. The transcript is spliced from 11 exons. The record is from RefSeq and is a predicted model, not a curated record. Lineage: Eukaryota; Viridiplantae; Streptophyta; Magnoliopsida; Sapindales; Anacardiaceae.
UGUCGGUGAAUGUGACUCCUUCUCGAAAGCGACUGACUCGCCUAGAAAAUCCAUCAAUCGAUGGACCCCAGUCAGAGUGGGGUCCAGCUUUCCAAUUAUCUCUGUCUUCUUCUUUCACUCGCUCGUUCCUCCGUUUCAUUACUUUUUCGAAUAUUUUUGCUUAAUGUAAAUUUGAGAACAACGAAUAUUGGAAAGUCACCUGAACUCGAGAUGCUUUGUCUGAAAGCGGAAGUUCUGGAUGAACAAGACUGCGACCAACAUAAUCAUGCUUCUUCUCCUAGUACUAGCAGCAACAGUGGUUUCGUUCUCUCAAUCAACUUGGGAAGUUCCAUUCAUAGAUAUUUGUGGAAGAAGGGUUGGUCUUUUUCCGCUGGAGAUGGGCCCCUUUGUUCGUCCCAUUUUGAGGAGUGUAAGCUGCGGAAUGAAACAAGAGGAGGGGGAAGAUGUCUUUACAAAUACCAGCUUGAGCAAGAUAUUAAGAAAUUACGACAACAGUUACAAGAAGAGAUUGACUUGCGAUUAGCUCUAACAAGUGCUGUUGAACACUCGGAUCCAACCUUGUCAAAUUCCCCCAGCCAUCUUCCCAAUAAGGCCCAGGAUCUCUUGGACAGCAUAGCUGUGCUGGAAAUAACUGUAUCAAAACUUGAACAUGAAACAGUUUCCUUGCAAUACCAGCUUAGUCAGGAGAGGAAUGAGCGUCGUCUUGCUGAGUAUCAUUUGAAGCAUAUGUCCAGCACUGAACCCUCAAUUUUCGACUUUUCUCAAGCUCACUUUCCAGAAUUGAUUACAAGACCUUGUCAUGAGGAAAGUGUAGAGGGAGAAAUUAAUGAAACUCAAGCAUCACCAGAUUUUAUUGAAGAUCAAAAUAACAAUCACUCUGGGGAUAAUCUUUGGCAGCACCCUUGUUGCUUGUCUGAAGAAAUGGUUCAGUGUAUGAGGGAUAUAUUUCUGUUCUUAGCAGAUUCAUCCAAGCUUACUUCCUCGGAGUGUAUAGCUUCACCAUCUUCACCUCAGGGUCACCUUUCCUAUUCUUCUAUGGCAUCUUUCUCAGAAUCACCCAUUAUGAAUUCCGUUGUGAGGAGUCCCGCAGUUGAUAUGGAAAAUGCUUCUGAUAUCUUUGCAAGAGAAAGACCAUUUGAUCCUUAUGGGGUUUACACAAAGGAGGACUGGACGAGAAACAUUGGAAACUACAGUUUGGCAGUUGAAGUCUCUUGGUUAUCUGUUGGAAAGAAAGAACUUGAAUAUGCUGCUACAGCUCUCAAAAGAUUUAGAUUGUUCCUUGAGCAUUUAGCCAGAGUAGAUCUAUCUUGCAUGAGUUCCAAUGAGAAGCUUGCAUUUUGGAUCAACUUAUAUAAUGCUUUGAUUAUGCAUGCAUACUUAGCAUAUGGAGUUCCAACAAGUGAAAUGAAAUUGUUUUCAUUGAUUCAGAAGGCUGCUUACACUGUUGGAGGGCACUCGUUCACUGCAGCUGACAUUGAAUUCAUCAUUCUGAAGAUGAAACCUCCGGCUCAUCGCCCACAAAUAGCCCUAGUUCUUGCUCUUCAGAAAUUCAAGGCAUCUGAGGAGUUGAAAAAAUAUUCAAUAGAUCAUCAUGAGCCUCUCCUGUCUUUUGCUCUGAGCUCUGGGAUGCAUUCUUCACCUGCUGUGAGAAUUUAUCGGCCGGACAAUGUUACCAAGUUGUUAAAAGAGUCUUUGAGAGAUUAUGUCCAAGCAUCUGUUGGUAUUAGCAAUAAAGGGAAACUGUUGGUGCCAAAAUUGUUGCAUUGUUUUGCCAAAGGCACGGUGGAUGAUUCAUCGCUACCAGAUUGGAUCUGUCAAUUCCUCUCCCAAGAGCAUGCUGCCAUGGUUAGAAAUUGUUCCUCUAAUCAGAAGUGGAGGCUUCCUGGUGCUCGAAGCUUCUCCAUUGUACCAUUUGAUUCAAGAUUUCGCUAUCUUUUCCUAAUGGAGGAUCGAGACUGCAACAGCUGAGAAAUGUAAAAUUGCUCUAAUAGAGGGUUCAAUUUUCCACCCUGGAGAUUCAACUGUUCUUAAAAAUUCUGUAUUCGACUGCAGAUUAAGGGCAUUCUAACAUCUCCGCCAUGAAGACCAAUGCCAUGGCAGGUUCUCGUGCCUGUAUAAUAUUGUUUAUUAUUGAAGAUAUCUGUUGUCAUGUUUGCUUGUGUAUUGAUUCUCAAAAGAGAAAUUUCUUAAGGGCAUUUUACAGCAGUGAUUUGUAUUAAUAAACUUUCUGAUUUGCGGAAUUGAUUGCAUUGUUGAAUAGAACAAGGAUAAUUUAAAGAAA